Molecule: messenger RNA, 1260 nt
Organism: Babesia sp. Xinjiang
Lineage: Eukaryota; Apicomplexa; Aconoidasida; Piroplasmida; Babesiidae
Product: DNA polymerase delta small subunit
Exons: 6
Coding region: 1-1260 (419 amino acids)
Biological process (GO): DNA replication; DNA strand elongation involved in DNA replication
Cellular component (GO): delta DNA polymerase complex
Molecular function (GO): DNA binding
Source: RefSeq, a predicted model, not a curated record
AUGGUCCUCGAGCGUGCUGUUUCCGUUUAUGAUGGUAGUUUAUCACAGCGAUUCCGUAUAACAGGGGCACCUUACGCGAACCAAUACUUCACGCUGAGCACGGAGAAGCUCGAAUCACUUCGACCGUGCUUCUUUCCACUGAUAAGACAACGUUGGCCAGAUGUGGUUUUGCAGGAUAAUGCGGAAGACUGUACUCCUGGGCGUUAUGUCUACGUUCGUUACAUCAAGGAUGCCAAGGCGCACAGUGUCGUUAUAGGCACGAUAUACAAGGAUAUGAAACUACGUCCAACACCUCUAGAGGAGUAUUCUGAGCAAGUUAAGCUAAAGCAAAAGUUGACAGCUAAGUAUACUUCGGAGGAUGACACUCUGUUCAUCGAAGAUGAUAGUAUCCGAGUGGCGCUGCGCGGCUCACUUAUGGACCCGCAUAAACUUGUUACGGGCUUGGUGGUUGCCGUGAAGGGGAUCAUCAACGAACAAGGGGAGUUCGAAUGCGAGGACUACAUGCAUCCCGGACCGCCACCGUCUAUAACCUUACCGCCAGCAACAGAUGUUAAGUAUAUCGCUCUAGUGUCUGGUUUGGAUAUAGCUGGUGGCAGCAGCAGCCGCAACUCGUUGCUGCUGCUGAAGGAUUUUGUACUCGGCAAUACCCCUGCUGGAGAUCUGAGCAGUAAGGUGGUUCGUCUGGUAAUAGCUGGCAAUGGUAUUGGGAAAUGUGACGUUCCAGCACUUGCGGAGUGUGAUGUCUACUUUUCACAACUCGCAGCGACAGUUGCUGUCGACCUAAUGCCAGGUGACGCCGACCCCUCAAAUCGCAACUUACCACAACAACCUAUUCACCCAUCUUUUCUGGAACACAGUAAGCGAUAUGGGACCUUCCAAUCUACCACGAACCCAUAUUUCUUUUCUGUUGAUGGUGUUCGUUUUUUGGGUACUUCAGGUCAGGCAGUCAAAGGCAUUUGCGAUUACAGCACUUUAUCUGAACUAGAUGCACUGAAACUGACUGUGUCAGCACGCUGUAUAGCUCCUACAGCACCCGAUACUCUGGGAUGUCAUCCAGAGGCUAGAGGGUUCAACCUAACUGAAGACACGGAGUUCCCGCAUGUACUAUUCAGUGGGAACGCUCAUGAGUUUGCUUAUGCAAGGAUUACGGCCUCUGGGCCUGCGCCAUGUGUCAUUUGCGUGCCAUCGUUCAGCGAACAGCCUUCUAUAGUACUGGUUUCACUGUCUACACUCGAGACACGCCUUAUAAGACUAGAAUAG